Messenger RNA from Ixodes scapularis (black-legged tick), 2849 nucleotides. Its product is annotated as thioredoxin-related transmembrane protein 1. The record is from RefSeq and is a predicted model, not a curated record. Bases 99 to 899 code for a protein of 266 amino acids. The transcript has 8 exons. NCBI's taxonomy places the organism in Eukaryota, Metazoa, Arthropoda, Arachnida, Ixodida, Ixodidae.
UUGACACAAGACGCCGCUAGUGGGCAGCAACUUCGCGCCACCCGACGGAAGCGCCGUGCAGCACGUACGACCAAUCCCACGAAUCCCACUGUUCAAAAAUGGCGACUCUCUCAUUUGUGUCGACAAUUUUGGCUUUGCUCGUUUUAUCUCCGAUUUCCCACGCAAGCACCCAGGCGCAGCUCGUGGAACUCGACGAGGACUCUUGGCAGCAACUUUUGGAAGGAGAAUGGAUGGUGGAGUUCUUCGCACCUUGGUGCCCUGCCUGUAAAGCACUUGGACCAAUUUGGAAGGACUUUUCGGACUGGAGCAAGGAUCUGGGCGUGAAAGUAGCCCAUAUUGAUGUGACUGCCAACCCAGGGCUGAGUGGAAGGUUUAUGGUGACAGCACUUCCCACCAUAUAUCACGUGAAGGAUGGAGUGUUCAGGCAGUACCGUGGGUCGAGGGACAAGGAGUCGUUCAUCAACUUUGUGGAGGAGAAGAAGUGGCAAACCCUGGAGUCUGUCUCUUCCUGGAAAGCUCCACAGUCGAUCCAGAUGUCACUUGUGGCUCAGUUCUUCAAGCUGUCCAUGGCAGUUCGGGGCCUGCACACCACCCUGGUGGACUACUAUGGCAUUCCCUACUGGGGUUCCUACAUCCUCUUCGCUCUCGGCACGGUCGUGGUCGGCGCACUGCUCGGCCUACUGAUCGUGUUCAUCAUCGAUGCGGUUUUCCCACCGAAGCUUCCAGUUUACCCUCUCUCGAAGAAGGCAAAGGUCGAAGAUGACGGCCACAAGAGUGACGGAGGUCACGACUCGGAGGGCAGCAACAAGUCCGAUGAGGAGGAAGACGACAUCGUGGACGACACGGAAGAGCAGAGCGGAGACAACCAGGAGCUGAGGAAGCGCAAGGCGGAGAAAUGAGGCCGCCGCGGCUCCCUUUCGGGACUCUCUACUUCCACAGUGUGCAUGUGUGUAUGCGUGAGUCCGUGCUCAACCAGCGCUGCUGCCACCGCUACCUUGUCUCAAGACGUUCUCCCGACACACGCGGUAACGGCUGCAAGGACUCUGCGCUCUUUCUUUUUCCUAACGGCAUGUCUCUGCACGAUUGACGCGACGCCGCCGCGCCAGCGUGGCGACAGCUUUGACAAAGAUGUGAUAGUUUGUUGACGCCGUUGCGAAGGUUCCGUGUUUAUAAGGAUGCAUCCAUUGAGGGAGUGGCGAGGUUUCAUUUUCAGAAUUUUUGGCUUAAGGGGAGUGGGCAGGCUUCGAUGCUCUCUGCUGGAUGACUCUGCAGAAAUAGUCCUUUUUUUAAUUGUGUUUGCGCCGUCGCUAUUGUUUGUUAGAUUGUUUAUGUUUGUAUUCUUGUUCUUGUGGCUAACCCCGAGCACAGUUAUGGUGUGAAGAUGACAGCUAGUAAACUUACCUAUCAGUGAGGUACCUUUUUCUGGAGUGAUUGUGGUCGUAGGUAUUUGAGACUGGGGCUUGUCGGGUUAACUAUGGUGGGGACCUUGGGGUCUCUGUGACAGUGCCUUAGCGUCUGAGGUUUUCUUCUUAUCUGCCAUUUAAGGGUUGUCUGGUACUAAGGGCGAUACUUUUUUUUUUAACACUUUGUUUUAUGUCUAGACCUGAGCGGUGAGCCUUGGAGAGUGUGUAGUGUGCAGCUUAUAAAAAAUGUUAUAGGUUUAAGUUAAUCGUUCUGUAGCCUAGGUAAUACCACUUUGUAAAAAAAGCUUAAAACUAUACUUGCAUCUUUCAUUGAUGUGCCCUUGUGCACUGGCAAGGCCGCUUGGCUAUACUAAGACUUUUUUGUCGAUUUUAGUUUCCGGUGUAACCAUUUUGGAUCAUAUAUGUGAAUUCGAGCUAUUGGUACCACUAGCGGUUUUGACCACUAUGCUAUGAAUAUAUAUUUCUAUGUCGGCACUAUCACUGGGCUGAUCACUCCGUUUGCUGUGAAAAGACAAAAAAAGAAUUUACUAUAUGAUGAUUCUCGGAGCUAGCUCAAUGCAAUAGAAUGAGAAAAAAAUAUAUUUUGAAGAAAUUAAGAUGCACAGAUUGGGACGUUUUAUAAUGUCUCAAGUGUAGUCUGAGGCCAGUUUUCAAGAGGAAAUCCUGAGUAUCGAACAGCAAACGUAGUUUGAUUCAAUGAAAAUGAGUGAUAAGAAAUGUUUCUUUUUAAUGUAUUUUCCUACUUACAAGGGCACAGCAACUUGACAUGCUCAACUCUGUUCUAUGCAGAAUUCUGCUCCAUCUCUCAUUGGGUGUGUUGAGAGAUAAGCAUUGGACUUGAAUAGAAAACAGACUAAGAUUGACUGCUGUUGGAGGGGCGUGAUAGGCAUUCGAUCAGUAUAAAUUAUCUUGCAUUCCAUUCUUUUUUUUUUCUUUUCCUUGUGGCUAGUGAUUUCUUUGAAAGGCAUAUGUGAUCUCUGCUGCGGGAAAACAAAAAUGUUGCAAUGCUUCUAUCUUGUGGUGGCUACCGAACUUUGGGAACAAGUUAUUGUGUCUAUAUCUCAAGGCAUGAAAGGAUGUGCAUAGGACACAACCAUGAACAAGUAUUUUUUUUUUAUGGGUUCUUCCUUUUAAUCGUCAUGAUUUGACAAAAAAAAAUAUUAUCUGUAUUUUUAGACUUUUUGUGCAUUCUGACGGGAGCACAUUUCUGUAGCUACAAAAGAGCACUAGUCAGUCAAAAACUCGACAAAAUUAAUAGCCCUGGCAUCGGAAAAAUUCAAUUUGAUGGCACAGCUUUUUUUUCUUCUACUUUUUAGCUGGUGUUUAUUUAUUGCGUGAUGCUGUACAUGAAAUAGUGUGCUGUGUGGCAUGUGCUGAUUUUUUUGGACGCUAUUCUCUAAAUAAAGAUGCGGUUUCUACUUUUUA